CAUGGCCAGCAACAACCAGGCAGGCCGCCCUGCAAGGCCCGAUCCCUUCCUCGACGACCUCGAUGCCAUCAACCACCAUUUGGCAACCCCAGGUUUUCUUCGCCGGUUGACGGCUUCCCAAUUGCCUUCGGCGGCGGUUAGCGAGUCGUCUUCGCUCAGCCCCACCCGAGAAGAAGCACGGUUGCGUCCUCCGCCGUCCAAUCUCAACCUGACCGUCACGCUUGAUGAUGAGAUCGAGCACGUGGACUUGAUCGCUCCGUUGAUUCAAGAGCCUUGCGCCGACGGCAGCCCCGGCAGCGUUGAGCCGCACGUUGUCCAUCACCUCGAAUCCGCCUUUGUGGCUGCGCGCUGUGCCUACCAGACCAUGGCGGCCGAGCGCAGCUUUCAGACCUUCUCCCAUGGCCAUCAGGACCUGGUGCUCGCCGUCGACUUCAACUACUUUGGCACGCGCAUGGUCACGGCGAGUUCGGACCACCGCCUCAAGGUCUGGGACAAGAAGGACGAUGCGUGGACCUUGGUCGAGAGUUGGAAGGCACACGAUGCCGAGAUAGUUGAUGUCAAGUGGAACGGCCCCUUCAUGGGCGAGGUUGUCGGCAGCAUCGGAGAAGAUGGCCGCUGCAAGCUCUGGCAAGAGGAUGUCACCGAGGUGGCCAUGUCGGGCAAUCGCUUCAAGCUGCUCUACAAUCUGGCUUCGCUGACCAAUGCUCCCUUCAUGUCUCUUGACUUCAAGAACAUUAUGCAGGAGACGUGGCUCGCUCUCAUCACCCGUGAUGGCUACCUGACCGUGUACGAGCCCCAGGACCAGAGCAACCUUCACGAGUGGACCAUCCUGGCAGAGCGCUGGGUCUCGGAGAACAACCCUCCUGAGCGCCAAGAAGAGGUGGGCUUCAAGGUCGUCUUUCACAAAGAGAAGCUGCCCUGCUGGACCGCCAUUACCGCCGGCCUGGACCGCAAGUCACUCUCCCUCGCCGUUGCUGCCAUGAAGGACGUCUUGAUCUUUCGCACCGACAAGGCCAAGCGAUUCUUCCAGGUAGCGAAGCUCACCGGUGCGCGUCAGGUCAUCCGUGAUUUGGCGUGGGCCAGCGGUUCCAUGCGAGGCUAUGACAUUCUGGCCACGGCUAGCAAGGAUGGUGCUAUCCGCAUCUACGAACUCACUACAGUCACGGCCGACAAGGCAUCCGCGUCUGGAGCGUCUUCGUCAGCUGUGGCCCCAUCCGUAUCCUCCCGUCCGAAUCUUAAGCACAAUGCGCAGUCCGGCAUAGGAGCUGGAUUGGCUGGUGCUUCAAAGGCGCCUGGUAUGUCUCUGGAGAAUGAGCAGCAUCCUGGCCGCAUCAACCAAGAGGUUGCCUUGAAGGACGAGCUUACUGGCCAUCAUGGAGCUGUCUGGCGUCUCGCUUUCUCGCAGAUGGGCGAUCUACUCGUAUCUACUGGAGACGAUGCCAGUAUCCGCACCUGGAAGCAGGCUGCCAACGGUCAUUGGAUGGAGUACGCUCAGAUUGAGACUGCUCAAGACAACUAACGGACCGUACUCAUUUCGUCACCAUGGCCCACCAUAUUCUACAUCGAUUUCUGCACGGCUUGUUCUGGAUCAUUACAUUGGCGUUACGGCAUUGAUUGGGAGACGAGUUCACGACAACAAGCUUACUGCUCGUUGUCUAUCACGUCUCAUUGAAUUACGGCAUUUGCAAUGGGUUCUAGGAGCAUCUCCAUGAGAGAGCACACUAUUAUCGUAU
Molecule: messenger RNA, 1733 nt
Organism: Exserohilum turcica Et28A
Lineage: Eukaryota; Fungi; Ascomycota; Dothideomycetes; Pleosporales; Pleosporaceae
Exons: 3
Biological process (GO): positive regulation of TORC1 signaling; cellular response to amino acid starvation
Cellular component (GO): nuclear pore outer ring; Seh1-associated complex
Molecular function (GO): protein binding; structural molecule activity
Source: RefSeq, a predicted model, not a curated record